GCGGUGCACAAGCCCUCAGCACCCCGAGUCGACCUCUCUGCACGUCCUCGACAGCGUACCCGCCACGCCGAGAUGAGCGCCAUGCUCGGAGGCGUUCUCCGAGGAGGAGCGUCCGGCAGCUCGAGGGGCAAGGCCACCUACGCCGUGCAGGGCUCAACUCGGACCCUCAGCUCCGGGCGAGGUCACCUCGGCGAGGCCAAGAAGCGCUCUGUCGAGCUUGAACGACAACGCGACCUCAUCCUCACCGUACUCGAGGCUGCACCCUCUGCCCGCGACUCGCGCUUCUACCUGCGCAACUUCGACCCGGCGACCCGCCCGAGCCGCCAGGAGACGAGCGCCAAACCCGCCAACACCGAGUCGGACAAGCCCGGGUUCCCGCUGUUCGACCAGGAGACCCCGACUACCGCCUUCUCGCGCUCUAUCCCGACCGCCGCGUCGUCGUCGCCCUCCCCAGCCGCCGCCGCGACGCCCCAGAACGAGCACAAGGGCAAGACGACGCUCGCCGACGAGCUCCUGUCGUCGCCGGCGAGCCGGCACACCGGGCUCGUCAAGGUCCAAGGCCCGUUCUCGGACCGCCAGCUCGAGUCGAUCGCCGAGGGCAUGGUCUACCUCAAGAAGCUCGGCCUUGUGUCGAUCAUCGUCCUCGACAACGAGCAGUGGCGCGAGGACGAGCUUCGGAUCCACAACCUCGCCAUCCCCGAGGACGAGCGCAAGCGCCACAUCGUCAAGCUGCGCGCCCGCAUGAAGCGCGAGACGAUCCGCUUCACCGACAUGCUCGAGGCCAAAGGCGGAGCCGCUCGUCCGCUCCUCGAGGGCGUCCUGUGCGUGACGGGCGCCGCCUUCGAGGACACGUGGACCCCGAUCGCGUCGACGAGCGCCAAGCCGUACGAGGCGGCCGACACGCACGACCUGUUCGUCGACUCGCUGUCGAGCAUCCGCAACGCGGUCCGGCAAGGCGAGAUCCCCGUCAUCCCGCCCAUCGCGCUCGACGCCGCGUGCUUCUCGCUGUGCGUCCCGGCCAACGACGCCGUGCGCGCCAUCGCCUCGGGCCUCGCCGAUGCCGAGCGCGGCGCAGGCCUGCGGUACGAGGCCGACGCGAGGCUCGACAACGACGUCGACCUGACGCCGGUUCGGCUCAUGAUCAUCAACCGCGAGGGCGGGAUCCCCUCGCCGGCGCGAGGCGGCGACCCUCACCUGUCGAUCAACCUCUCGAGCGAGUUCGACUACAUCCACAAGACGUUCAUCUGGCAGGAGACGCACCCUACCGCCCUGUCCAACCUCGCCCUCAUCCGCGACUGCCUCUUCCACCUCCCUCGCACGGCGUCGGGCGUCCUCGUCUCGCACCGCUCGCCCCGGUCCCUCAUCGCCAACCUCAUCACCAACAAGCCGGCGCACUCGCCCUCGCUCGCCCACGACCUCCUCCCGCGGCGCAACAUGCAGCACCAGCCGACCAUCGUCCGGCGCGGCUUGCCGAUCCGGGUCUUUCGCUCGAUGGCCGACGUCGACGAGGACAAGCUCACUCGCGUCCUCGAGGCGUCGUUCGGCAAGACGCUCGACCGCACGCCGUACUACGCGCGCCUCGCGCGCGACCUCGACUUCUGCAUCGUCGCCGGCGACUACCAGGCCGUUGCGAUCGUCACCAACGAGCAGGCGCUCGACCCGGCCACGGGCGCCGCUCUCGUCGACGCCGACACGGGCGCACCCGUCCCGCCGAUCGCCUACCUCGACAAGUUUGCCGUCCUGCCCUCGCUCCAAGGCGACGGCACGGUCGACUUCCUGUGGGGCGCCCUGCGCGACGAGUCGUGGGGCUUGGGCCUCCUCGACGCGCUCAACCCGAACGUCGGCGGUCUCGGCGGCCAGGGCAUCGCGCGCGACCUCGUGUGGCGCUCGAGGGCCAACAACCCGGUCAACAAGUGGUACUGGGACCGCGCGACGGGCUUUUUCAAGAUCCCGCCGCCGCCCGGGAGCGCCGUCGGCUUCGCCCUGUUCUGGUGCGAGAGCGAGGACCGCGUGAGCGAGUUCAUUCGCGGCGAGAAGGAGGGGCGCAAGGUGCCCGCCGCGCCGGAGAAGCUGAGGAGGUGGGCGCCCGUCUUGAGCCAGAUUCCCUCGUGCUGGGCGUGACGUCGAGGCCUGUAGACAGUUAGACUCUCUCUCAUUUGCAUCGCAUGGCUCUCGGACACUCU
Molecule: messenger RNA, 2183 nt
Organism: Rhodotorula graminis WP1
Lineage: Eukaryota; Fungi; Basidiomycota; Microbotryomycetes; Sporidiobolales; Sporidiobolaceae
Exons: 3
Coding region: 73-2121 (682 amino acids)
Biological process (GO): L-arginine biosynthetic process
Cellular component (GO): mitochondrial matrix
Molecular function (GO): L-glutamate N-acetyltransferase activity, acting on acetyl-CoA as donor; arginine binding
Source: RefSeq, a predicted model, not a curated record